GGUAGAGCAGGACAUUACGUCACGUGAUGUUUUGAUUUGUCACGUGAUUGUCAUGGUAAAUAUAGAACCGGAACCGCGUCUGCCAAACUCCGGCGGUAAACAACAAACAUGGCAGACGACAAGUAUUCUAAACGUGUUCGUGGAAAGAUGGCUAGUAAAGGAAGAAGUAAAAAGGCGGACCGUAUGAGAAAUAUGAAUAGAGAGGAAACAGUACGAGGUGAAGACCAUGCUUACGGCGCUGUUUUUGUAGAAGGACCUAUUGUAAAUGCAACUGAUUUGGAAGUUGGGGAAAAUGUUGAACUGGGAUCCUCCAAACCUUGGUUCCAAGGAAGACGGGUUGUUGAGCUAGAUGUGCUGGCCAGGUCCAUGAACUGUGAGAAAUGCAGUUCGUGGCUCCGAUUAUCUGACAUACAAGAUGAGGUGAUUUAUGGGAUGGCUAGUUUUUUAUAUAUCUCGUGUCCAAGCAGUGCUUGUCAACACAUCAGUCUGGUACCAACGGGGAAGAAGAGCAACGGCAAAGGCUUUGAUAUCAACUACAAAGUUUGUUUAGCCAUGAUUAAUGCAGGUAUGGGACCCAGUCAUGUGAACAAUUUCCUGACAGGAUGCAACAUUCCUCCAGUAGAUGCCUCUACAUUACGUAAAAAACAGAAGGAACUAGCCCCAGUUAUCAUUGAAGCAGCAGAAGCAUCAUGUAAAGAAGCACAGAGAGAGGAGUUGGAAUGUUCAGAGUCCAGUGAGUUAGAGGGAAGCUUCGAUGCUGGAUGGCAGAAGAGAGGUUUUGGUUGGUCUUACAAUAGUCACACAGGUCAUGCAAGUCUUAUUGGAGUCAAUACUGGGAAAGUUGUAGAAUUUGACGUCAGAACCAGAAGUUGUAGUAUUUGCCAAUAUCACAUAGGAAAAAAUGAACCAAAGCCACCACAUGAGUGUAAUGUUAACUGGACAGGAUCAAGCAAAGGUAUGGAGCCAGACAUGGCAUGUUCAAUGAUCCAAAGGCUUGCUGAGGAUGGAUAUACGGUUGGGACUUUACAUGCGGAUAAUGAUGCUACAACCCAAUCAAGACUGCCUCGUUCAAUUAUUAAAAAAGAUGACAAAACACAUGUGAAGAAAAAUCUGUCCAAACGUCUAUAUGGUCUGUCAAAAAACUACAAACAGUUAAAAUCAGCAAAAGUCAUUCCCUACAUAGUGAGGUGUUUUAUGUAUACUAUUUCUAAACACCAAAAUAGUAAACAAUCAAUGAAGACAGAACUCGCCACUAUAGUGCCACAUAUUUUUGGACACCAUGAACAGUGCAGUCCAACUUGGUGUACAUAUGUUAAAGAUCCAACUAAAUUUAGAUUCAAACAUUUACCCAAUGGGAAAGCCCUUUCUGGAGACAAGCUGAGGGAAGAGCUGGACAAGUUGGCACAAAGUUAUAUUGAAAGAGCAGAUAGGCUGUUAAAUCUAGGGUCAACACAGUCAAACGAAAGUUUCAACAACAGUGUUGCUAGUUUUGCCCCAAAAAACAGGUUUUAUGGAGGUACUAAAUCAUUAAAAGCUAGGGUGUCUUCAGCUGUGAUGCAAAAGAAUGAAGGCUAUGGUUGGUUAAGCAAGGUGAAUAAGAAGUCUCUACUCUCCUGGACAUUUGACCAUACUUCAUGGAAUUCGAAAGGAUCGAAGGCGUAAACUGAUUAGGAAAACACAGUCAACUACUAAUUUCAAAAGAAAAAGACUCACAAUAAAGUCCAAGAAAUUGAAAGAUAAUCAGCGAGAAUCAGUAAAAGAGGGAGACACCUAUGGAAUGUAUGGAGGAGAAAUAGAAGUGCAAGAACAUAUUGACACAGAAACUGUUCCAUCGAAGAUGA
Molecule: messenger RNA, 1841 nt
Organism: Mytilus trossulus (common blue mussel)
Lineage: Eukaryota; Metazoa; Mollusca; Bivalvia; Mytilida; Mytilidae
Exons: 8
Coding region: 109-1662 (517 amino acids)
Source: RefSeq, a predicted model, not a curated record